This is a messenger RNA of Dromaius novaehollandiae (emu), 5084 nucleotides long. RefSeq names its product regulator of G-protein signaling 5. The record is from RefSeq and is a predicted model, not a curated record. The transcript has 5 exons. The coding region runs from base 115 to 660 and encodes 181 amino acids. Lineage: Eukaryota; Metazoa; Chordata; Aves; Casuariiformes; Dromaiidae.
CGGCCGCUAUAUAUGCGGGAGAAGGGGGAGCUGGGCUGCAGGCAGAGCUGGAGACGCCUGGUUUAGCAAGCUCUCGUGCUUUUCUCAGAGCCGGAGGAAUCGCAGCGUGCCAAGAUGUGCAAAGGACUAGCCGCGCUGCCCCACACGUGCCUGGAGAGAGCCAAGGAGAUCAAGACCAAGUUGGGCACGCUCCUCCAGAAGCCUGACUCGACCAUUGACUUCAUCAUCCCCUACCCGGAGAAGCCAGAGAAGCCAGCCAAAGCCCAGAAGCCAUCGCCAGAGGAGGCUUUGCAGUGGCGUGAUUCCCUGGAGAAGCUCCUGCAAAACACCUACGGGCUCGCCAGCUUCAGCAGCUUCCUGCGCUCCGAGUUCAGCGAGGAGAACGUCGAGUUCUGGGUGGCCUGCGAGGACUACAAGAAAACCAAGUCUCCUGCGAAGAUGGCAGAGAAGGCCAAGAAGAUAUACGAGGAGUUCAUCCAGACAGAGGCACCUAAGGAGGUGAAUAUUGACCACUUCACCAGAGCUGUGACCAUGAAGAACCUGGUGGAGCCAUCAGUGGGCAGCUUUGACAUGGCCCAGAAGAGGAUCUUUGCCCUGAUGGAGAAGGACUCCCUGCCCAGAUUCGUGCGGUCGGAGUUUUAUCAGGAGCUGAUCAAGUAGCAGCGCGGCCAGGCUGUGCGAGGCACUCCCCACGAGCAAUCCCACCGCUUCUGUCUGAUCGCUUUCCCCUUCUCCUCUUGCUGCUUUGCUUUCUCAAUGACACCCUAAAAGGGCAUCCAGGAGUGUUGCUAAACUUUUCUCCCAGUGCUUUGGACCCCAUCAGAGAUGCCUCUCUUACAGUCUCUGUCCUCUCUUAUCAGAAGACCAAUUAGCAGAAACAUCUGGUGAACCUCCCCUGGAUGGUGGGUGGGGGCACUGGAAGCAGCUGAGCAGCCGAUACCAGCUGUGACCCCACAGCAGCUGGAGCACCGGGGCCAGGGCCAGGGCCAGGGCUGGGGCCGGGGCCGGGGCCAGGGCCAGGCAGCGCUUUUCUGGGGCUGCGACGCUCAUCUUCAUUCGGAGGUUUUCAGAUGCCAGCCUCCGCCCUGCAGGCCCCAUCUCAGCGCUGCUGGAGGGGUCCUGGGUGCUGGGUUUAACCCAGGCAAACCGGGUUUAGCCCAGGCAAACUGCCCUGCCUGCCCCUCCAGCCGCCCUGACCCCCAGCGCGCUGGUCCCCUGCGCAUAUGUUUCUGCUGCAAACUCCUGCCCCGUUUGGGCCGUGGCGCGCGCAGGCGCUGGCCCGUGUUCGCACGUGCGGGGCGAGGGCUGGUGCCUGCAGCGGCUCUGGGAUUGUUUCUCUGACUUGGCUGCUUUUCUGAAGCUGCUGGGACACGACCUGUAUUUUUCCCAGGUUUGCCCGCGUCGCUGCUCCGGCCCAGGCGCUUUCCCUCCUGGCAGCUUCCCGGGUGUCGCCGGGGCUGCCCUGGGUGCUGCGGACGUGCUCCCAACCCCGGCUGAGCCCCGCGGGUUUGCAGCCCCGGGGACCGUGGCAGGUCAUAGCCAAGCACCGGCUCUAGCGUGUCUUCAGAAAACGGCCGUUCAGCAGACGCAGCCGGGUGAAGCAAAGGCGACAGACGGAGGUUACAUCCGUAGGGAAGGGAGGGAGCUGUGAAACCGUGCCCCAGCCCGCAGGCAGAGCGGCAUGCGGCGCGCCUCACCGAGCGGCCCCGCCUGGGAGCUGCCGGCCCGACGGCCCGAAGGCUGCGCCCCGGAGGCCGUAAGAGGGGUAAAACCAAAUCUGUCCGUUCAAAACGCUGGGACUGUUUAGCAAAGCAGGCCUCCUGCCUGCUCCAGCCACUCGCAUUAGUUACUGCUCAUAACUUCCAGGCUGCCCCAUCCCCGGUGCCUACGCACAGCCCCGAGCAGCGCUGCCGAGGCGGCUGCCGGCGCGCUCGGAUGCACGUCUGCGGCUGCAGCUGCAGCUGCCGCAGCCUCCCCUGCCAGCUGCUUCUCUCUGUAGUGGGCACGCCGAAGCGAUGCUUCUGCACAAACCCCAGCGAGGGCAAUCAGUUAGAUGAGGGAGCAAAACCAUGCUGGGGGGAAAAAAAGCUGCUGAUUGGAACUGUCCCGAUCCAAUUCUGAAAAGGAAAAAAAAAAAAAGACAAAAACAUUUGAAAGAUGAAGAAUAAAACCCUGUCUUGAACAGAUGGCAAACUCUGCUGAGUUUGUGAAGCCUGCUCCUCUCUCUUCAGUCCCCUCCAGGCUGCCCAAGGCAUGUGUUUUUAAGGCGGUCUCUUAAAAAGACCAGUUCUUUGCAAAUUAUGCAAAUCCAGCCCACUUUGCUGACAGAAGGUAUCACAUCUGACAACAGGGCGAAGGCAUGCAUAGAAGGAAGCUGGGGGUCUCAUUUCAAUCUCGACCUCGUGAGUUCUCUGAUGUGACCGUAGUAAGUCCUUGGGGUCUGAAAGUGUCAUCCCUGGGAUGAGCUCCUGGUGCGGCCACCGCAGGCCCACGCCUUGCGGUGAGCAUGCUGUGUGGCUCCACCUGCACAGCAAGCAAUCCAACGUAUCUAUCCAAAAUAUAUGUGAUUACACUUCCAGGAGGCCUCUCAUCCACCCUCAGACGGCUCUACCCAAACUACAAAUCAUGAGACUCCACGCAAAAUGCAAUAACAUAAACAAUGGGUUUGCCAACCUCUUAAAGACUUGAAAAAUCUGAUCAAAACCCCAGCAGCCCCAAAUAUUUACACGUUGUCACUAUGGUGAUGAAUAAAAAUACAGCUCUAGCUGCAGGAAGUGGGCUGCACUUUCCAGGCGGCGUUGGGGAGGCAGAGGAAAGAUGAAGGACAUCCCAAAUGCACUCUGCGCAUGGGCUUUUUUUCUCCCCAGCAAAUGGCCUGGGAAAGUUGGUGCUUGAGCAGCAGCAGGCAAUGCUCACUGAGCAUUUCUGGGGGCGAGCAUGGGGUCGGCUUGGGCUGCCACGGAUCACCAGAGCCGCGAUGGGGCCAAUGCAUGGCAGGAGGGCCCCAGGCAGGUAACACCUCUGCCGUGAGAAAGUGCAAGUCCAGCCUUCAAAACGGCGUGGGGUCUCCCUAGCAGCGUUUGCUGCCUGGAGCCAGUGUACGACGAGUAAGAGGCAAGAACAGGGCUUAGAGCAAGAGGAUAGGCUGGUCUAGCAGUUGUAAUACAGGGUAUUCCCGCUGCCUCUGGGCCAUCUGUGGGCUCUGCCAUGGUCCCAGCAUCUUCACACAGUAGUAUCACCACAACCUGGGUUCGGUGUGUUUAUGCUCCUCGUUCAUGGCACUACUGAUAGAAAUGCAAAACCAAACAGGCUUCCUUGCAGAAAGACUCAUAUAUUUCAUUUUUACUUAAUAGUUCAGCACAUAUUUCAAGUUACUCUCAUAUGUUUCACAGUUAAAUACCAACAGCAAUACUGUAGAGAGCUGGAGUCUAGCAUACGUCCCCUGCUGAAGGGUGAAUUGCUGUGCGUGAGACAAACCUGAGGUGUCACGAGCUGCAACAGCGCCGCGCGGGGCAGAGAGAAAGUGUCUUGCUACGUAGGAAUCGAAAAGAAAGGUGGAGGGCAGAAUCAGGAGAGGUGAAGUAGCUUCUGCCGAGGCGUCAGCUGGAAAUGCCAACUGAGCAUCAAACGUCGGAUGGAAAACAUUGGCCAGGAAGCUCAAGCCAGGACUCGCUUGCGGGACGAAUGCGUGGGCUCCUUGGGAGCCCGUGGGCAACCUCCUGAGGUCCAUGGGAAGCGCGUCCUUGGCCGAGUUCAGAGCAGCUCUCUGCGCAGCUGUGACCGCUCCACGUCUGCACUUUGGGACGGCGGCGGUGCGUGUCGGGCAGCCCAUGCCGGGACGUGCCGCGGCGCCCAGCGCGGCCGCGGCUCACGCGAGCACGGCACGAACAGCGCCCUCCCAGUGGAGGUGGCGGGAGUUGUGGUUGGGUGGCAUGGGCGUUUGGCUAAUUGGGUGGCAGCGGCUGCAUCUACUCUGCCGCUGAGCUUUCUGAAGGCAAGAAACAUUUAUGGUAGGGUCAAUACCAGCUAUCAUAUUUCUGGCAGGAAAUAUUUCAUGUAUUUUGUCACUCUUGCUCUUAUCAAAUUAGGCAUAUGUAUGAGCACCAUACACAUACUGUUACAUAUCUGUAUCGUUAUAGACAUAUAUACGCAUACACACACACAUACCUACUCCUAACACUGGCACCUCGAUCUCCGGUGAGUCACUGAUUCAAAGUGCAGAGCAGCUGGCUAGGGCUUCGGUCUGGCGCAGAGAAGAGCCUGAGUGGAUUUAGCACAACCCCCUUGGCCUUCCCCAGAGUAAAAAUGAACACGCACCUCCCAAAAGACCCCCAGAAACAGCCCCUGUGCCCUCAGCCUGUGCCCUCCUCUGCAGAGCCCUGGGGCGACCCUGGCUGUCGAUGCAGGUGGUGGGUCUCGUGCUCCACGUGGUGGCCAGGGGUCCCAGCCCCGCUGCCGUGGGGCAAGGCAACCCCAUGCUGCAGCACGGUGGUCCCUGGUGCCCAGCUCAGCUUUGGGCAUCCCCGGCUCUUGCCUGGGGCCACGGAGAGCCGAGGUCCCUGAUGUGGCUUGGCCCCCCCUGCUUGCUGCUCCCCUCCCACCCUGGGCAUUAUUUGCUCUGUGUUAUCUGGUUAAUUCAGCAACCCCGAUCUCCCCUGGCCUGUCAAGGCUCCCUGCAUGCUGGCAGCGGGAUGACCUGCCCCAGCUCAGCCUUGGCGGCUGCUGCACCACAAGGUAGCGGUGGGAGCUGCUGCGCACCGGUGGGAGCUGCUGCGCACAAGGCUGAGCACGUCCGAGCGCUCACCCAGACCCUCCCCGCACCUUGACCAUGUGUUGAAGUGCCCCGGCUGGAAGGUGCCGACUGCCACGGCCAAGGAUCAGACAAUGGUCACCACGCGAGAUGGCCUCCCUUCACAACUGAGUAGUUAUUUUUCAGUUUGAAGUUCUCCUGUGUGAUGUCCACUAGCAAGAUCUCCAUUGCAUGGUGAAGACAUGGGACAUUGGUGUGCACUGAGGAACUGGUUAUGUUAAUUCAUAUUCCUGUACCAGUCAGUAAUCCAUAUAUAAACAUAUUUCUACUACUA